Molecule: messenger RNA, 1050 nt
Organism: Annulohypoxylon maeteangense
Lineage: Eukaryota; Fungi; Ascomycota; Sordariomycetes; Xylariales; Hypoxylaceae
Product: ribosomal L29e protein family-domain-containing protein
Exons: 4
Coding region: 114-311 (65 amino acids)
Biological process (GO): cytoplasmic translation
Cellular component (GO): ribosome; cytosolic large ribosomal subunit
Molecular function (GO): structural constituent of ribosome
Source: RefSeq, a predicted model, not a curated record
CUGCUAAUACCAAACCCACGAAAGGAACAGAAGAACUUCCACUUUUUACCGAUAGCAUCAUUCUUCGUCGAUUUCCGUGUCCUUCCCAAUUAUCCGACACAAACUCAGUCGCAAUGGCGAAAUCCAAGAACUCGUCUCAGCACAACCAGUCGCGCAAGGCUCACCGUAACGGUAUCAAGAAGCCAAAGACCAACCGAUACCCGUCUCUGAACGGAACAGACCCCAAGUUCCGCCGAAACCACAGACAUGCUCUACACGGCACCAUGAAAGCUUUGAAGGAGUUCAAGGAGGGCAAGCGAGAAACGGCAUGAAGUGGUAGACACGAAAUAUCAAGACACGACAUCGCGAUUGCGUAUCAGGGCAAAAUUCGGGGACAUUCAGGCAUGAUCAUGGAGUCAAGGUUAUGCAUUUGCUGCUUGUAUCCAGGCACGCUCUUCUACGGCGAAGAUGAAGGGGUAACCAAAUGAAGUUACGUUCGCCAACCAAUCUCUCGUGCUCUUCCGUUCCCUGCUCCGCAUAUAUCUGGAUCACCCGUGAUGAACAAAACAAAUCAAAAACGGCAUAUGUGUGUACAGCUCUAGGCCUAUCCCAUGCCUAUUUGCUGAAGGAUUUUUCUUCUCGUGCCGAGAGUAAAUUGCCCGUCUAUUACCAAACACCCGUGCUUCGAGUUGCUCUAAGGCGAGGGUGCAUGGAGGCUCGGCAACAUUCCUAGUUGUCCUAUUCUGUUCCUAUUAGGUCAUUGGAUCUAUUAUCCUCCAUCGUAGUUUGUUUUUUAAUAGGUCAAAUCGAUAAGUCGAUUGUCAUACUAACUUAGCUAUGCGAACCAGCGUCAUACGAUUUAGAUAUAACUUUGCUAAGUAGUAGGAAAUUUAUGUCAAUUUUGAGAUGACGAGUUCUUUUAAGCAAUAUACUGGUAUCAUUUACUGCGGACGAGGAAAUCAAAGGGCCACGAAUGGCGAGACGUGACAUGUCUCAAGAUUAACCAUUCGUUAUAUAUGAUGUUACCAAGCUCUUUGCAAAAAAAAGAACUUGGAAAUAAUAGCGACAUGC